CUGAGCAGUACAGCAGACUGUAAAUUAAGUGAGACAAUACAGAGAGAAUAAGGAGAAAGACGCGAAAGAAACUGGCUGAGAGAAAGAGAGAGAGAGAGAGAGAGAGAGAGAGAGAGAGAGAGAGAGAGAGAGAGAGAGAGAGAGAGAGAAGACAGAGCGAGUGGGGGGCUCUAAUCAUUGGUCUCAUGUUUCAAUCGCUCAUUUGACACAACAGAAUUCUUGGCAGAAGAAUGCUCUCUCCCGUAGGCCAACUGGCUGUGAGCGCAGGGAUAUGGAUGUCCCCUAAGUGUGGAUACCACUCCUGUUUGCUCCCUAUCCUUCUUAAUCUUCAGCUUUCCAGCACGGGGGCAUCUUGGCCAAAUGCUUUCAGGGCACAGGUGGAUAAGUGUCCAGGCCCACAGUGGAAUGCAAUGUGUCGUACCUGUUGUGAGUAUGAGCAGAUUGCGUGUAAGUGUCCAUCUCAGGGAACGAAAGUGGGCUACGCUGUACCCUGCUGUCGAAAUGUUCUGAAUGAGUGUGACCCCUGCAUCCUACACCAAGGUUGCAGCAUUUUUGAUAACUGCAAGAGUUGCAACAAUGGCACCUGGCAGGCCAAGGAUGAUUUCUACAUCAGAGGCAGGUACUGCACGGCAUGUCGUCAGGGGUGGUCUGGUGGAGACUGUCUCACAUGUGGAGGGGUUAUACAGAGAACACAAGGUCAUGUGACAUUAGACAGUUAUCCAAUCAAUGCCAAGUGUGAAUGGACACUACAAGUUAGCCAAAGUGCAAUGAUGGAACUCAGGUUCUCAAUGCUUAGCCUGGAAUCUGACCAUAGUUGUCGAUAUGACUAUGUAGAGGUGCGAGAUGGGGACAGUCUGAAGUCACCUGUAAUUGGCAGAUACUGUGGGGAUGAAAGCCCUUCACCAAUCAGAAGCUCUGGAAACUCUCUGCAUAUUCGUUUCGUGUCAGACGGCUACAAUAACUAUGAUGGGUUUUUUGCUACAUUCCAGGAAGUCUCAGGACAAGCAAAACCUCUCUGUGCAACCCCUAAUAAGCCUUCAAAUGGAGACCUAUUCCUGCGGUACAAGGAAGGAGACAUCAUCAGAUCAGUGCAGUAUCUUUGCUAUAAACCCUACAAGCUCAAGGGAGCAUCUCAGCGGGAAUGCUUACCCAAUGGCACUUGGAAUGGAACUGCUCCUGUAUGCAUAAAAGAAAUUAUCAUUAAAGACUGUCCAAGUCCACCACAACUCCACAAUGGAUACUCCAUAGAGGUUGCAGGCUCUGAUGGCAAAAUCAAAUAUGUGGAAUUUUUCUGCAACAAUUCCUACAUUCUCAGCGGGGACUCCAAAAGAACAUGCCAGAAGAAUGGGACCUGGAGUGGCAGUCAGCCCCUGUGUAUCAGAGCCUGUAGAGAACCUAAAGUUUCAAAACUGGUGCGGCAGAAGGUUUUAAAAUUCCAACCUCCUUCCAGGAAAAGCCCAGUCCACAAGCUAUACUCUGCAUCCAGACAGGGUGGGACAGAAGCAGUCUCGCUUGACAGAGAUUUGCCUGUUGUCACAGAUUUGCCACAAACCUUCCAUCAUCUGUAUACCAGCAUAGAAUAUGAGUGUAUCUCAACGCUUUACAAGCAUUCGGGAAGUGCACGUCGCACGUGUUUGAAGACUGGCAAAUGGAGUGGUCGUCAUUUUUCUUGUUUACCAGUAUGUGGUAAAUUGCCACCAGCCAGUCUUCAAAAUUUAACAGAAAUUUACUGGCCAUGGCAUGCUGCCAUUUAUACCCGUCUCCACCACAUUAGUCCUCUUAUGGGAAGGACGAAAAGACGGGGGGACACAUUUGCCAUAGAUGAGGAUGAGGAGGGAGUGAAAGAGGAGGAGGAGCAGGUAAAAGAGGGCCAGAGGUGGCAGCUCGUCUGCAGUGGGGCUCUGGUGAACCAGCUCUGGGUCGUGGUGGCUGCACAUUGUGUGGCGGAGCCUGGAGGGUCUGAACCCCUCAGUGGAGAUGAUCUAAAUGUAGUGAUGGGAAAACAUUACCUCAGUGACCUCAGAGAGAACAAGAGACUACAGCACAUACAGAUUUCUCAGAUCUUAUUACAUCCACACUAUGAUCCACAUCUCUUGGACUCCGACCUUGCCUUACUAAAAUUGGCGGACAAAGCUCGAAUCAGUGAAUAUGUGUCACCUGUUUGCCUGCCACAUAUGCAGGGUGGGGAGGUCACUGCAAAGCAGGCUUUCCUCACUGGCUGGCCCAUAACAGGUCAACACAGGUUAGCAGCUCACACAGAUUCUGAGGAACCUCAGACUGGGCUGGUAGAAUUAGCUGAUGUGGUAAAGUGUGAAAGGCAAUACAGCAAACAAGGGGUCCCAAUGAGUCUGACUGAUAACAUGCUGUGUGGUCGGCAACAUCCACUCAGCCCGUCAAUGAUCUGCCCCUCCCAGACUGGAGGGAUCAUCCUUGUACCCUCCACUGAUACCCAACUGACUGCAGGGCUACAGAUUUUGUACCCAACUGGAGCGGAAAACACUGAUUCUAAUCAUGCUUGGGAACUACUGGGGCUGGUGAGUUUUGGCUAUGAUCUCCAGGGCUGUAAUCCAGAUUUGUUCUCCAUUUACACACGGGUGGCCAACUUUAAAAACUGGAUUGAAAAGAACAUUACAUAGAGCUCUAUAUCAAAUAGAGAUUUUCUGUACAGUGUUUUUCAAUGUUCCACAUAUUAUAAAGAGUGGAGAUGAGAUUUGUUGCAAUUGGCCUUUGAUAUUUUAAAUUACUUUGAACUGAUUUAUGACUUGGCAAUAUGAUGCAAAAAUGAUUUUAUCAAAUGUACAGAACAGUGAUGAAAGAAAGUGUGAAACUUGUGAUUUCACAACUAGUUUAUGCCAUUGUGUGAGGAUUUGUUUGUGCAUGGUAAAAUGAAGAGUAAGCAUUUUAUGUGAAUUCAGUCUCUGGGUUUGCAGGCCUUAGCUUGUCUUUGGUCUCAAGCCCGCUUUUCAAAACCCAGUACUCAUACUUUUUACACAACCAAUAUACUUACACUUGUUUUAAUUGCAGCCCUUGCCUAAAACUAAAACUGGAACAAUGUAUUUGUCAAAACAGUGUGGCAUUCAGUGUUUUUAUUAAACAAUUUAACUUUUGA
Myxocyprinus asiaticus (Chinese sucker) is the source of this 3109-nucleotide messenger RNA. RefSeq names its product peptidase domain containing associated with muscle regeneration 1a (gene pamr1a). The coding region runs from base 231 to 2636 and encodes 801 amino acids. Gene Ontology annotation, molecular function: serine-type endopeptidase activity. The transcript has 11 exons. Lineage: Eukaryota; Metazoa; Chordata; Actinopteri; Cypriniformes; Catostomidae. Gene Ontology annotation, biological process: proteolysis. The record is from RefSeq and is a predicted model, not a curated record.